Molecule: messenger RNA, 1844 nt
Organism: Meriones unguiculatus (Mongolian gerbil)
Lineage: Eukaryota; Metazoa; Chordata; Mammalia; Rodentia; Muridae
Gene: Metrnl
Product: meteorin like, glial cell differentiation regulator
Exons: 4
Coding region: 931-1620 (229 amino acids)
Biological process (GO): energy homeostasis; positive regulation of brown fat cell differentiation
Molecular function (GO): hormone activity
Source: RefSeq, a predicted model, not a curated record
AGCCACUUUCAUACGCUGCAAGUUGCCAAUUCAGCGGUUUGCCCAGCGCGCCGCGCUGCUGCGGGUCGGCGCUGGAAACGUGGGCUGGGACGGCGGUGGGGGUCCGGUGCGCUCGUCCCAGCGGCAGGGCGCCUGCGGAGGCGGGGGAGAAGCAGGCUCCGGUGUACAGGGCUCUUCGCGGCGAUGUGUGUGAUGGGUGAUUCUGGUGAAGAGGGUGUUCUGAGAAGGGUGGAUGUUGAGCGGUGCCCCGGAUUUGCGUCAGCGGGACACCGGUGGUUAUCUUGUACACUUACAGUGCCUGACUUUCUGAGGAAACCACCGAGACCAAAACCCACCUCACUGAACUCCUGCUAGAGGGCUUGGACUGGAGGGUUGAGCGCUGCCUUCCGAGAGCUCCCUCCUUUCCGGGAGUUUGUUCUCUCCAGCAGAAAUCGCGGCUGACUGGCAAGAGCUUGGGGCAGGCAAGGGCAGAUGAGAUCUGGGGGAGGGCUGGCCUCGGCAGCGCUGGCGCCAUCAACAGAGCUGCCCGCGAGCCUGUGAUGCUGAGCUCCUUGCGGGGCCGCUCUUUCCAGGUGGCCGGGAGCGCUCUGCUCACCUCUGCCCUGCUGAAUCAGUGUUUCCUAACCUCAGUCUUGUGGUGCCCUGUUCCAGCAGACCAAAACCAGAAACUGAACGCCUCCCCUUGAAUGAGGUUUCCAGACACUUGCUUUUCUUCCAAGUUCCCUGAAAGACCACCUCGACCCAGGGAUCUGUGGUGCGGGGAGGCCGCCACGCAGCUAGUGAGGGGUUGAGUGGAGACAACUCAGAGACACUUUCUGUGGUCCACUCUCAUGCCUUCCUCCCAGUGGAACCAGCGGGCUGACCAGGGAGGCACACAGCAAGGAGGUGGAGCAGGUAUACCUGCGCUGCUCAGCAGGCUCUGUGGAGUGGAUGUACCCGACUGGAGCACUCAUUGUUAACCUGCGGCCGAACACCUUCUCAGCUGCCCAGAACCUGACUGCGUGCAUCAAGCCUUUCAGAGACUCCUCGGGGGCCAAUAUUUAUUUGGAAAAAACUGGAGAACUGAGACUGUUGGUGCGGGACAUCAGUGGCGAGCCUGGCCAGGUGCAGUGCUUUAGCCUGGAGCAGGGAGGCCUGUUUGUAGAGGCAACGCCCCAGCAGGACAUCAGCAGGAGGACCACAGGCUUCCAGUACGAGCUGCUGAGUGGGCAGAGGGGGCUGGACCUGCAUGUGCUGUCUGCCCCGUGCCGGCCUUGUAGCGACACCGAGGUCCUCCUGGCCAUCUGCACCAGUGACUUUGUUGUCCGAGGCUUCAUCCAGGAUGUCACCCACGUGCCAGAGCAGCAAGCGUCAGUCAUCCACCUGCGGUUGAGCAGGCUCUACCGGCAGAAGAGCAGGGUCUUUCAGCCAGCGCCUGAGGGCAGUGGCCACUGGCUGGGCCAUGUCACGACACUGCUGCAGUGUGGAGUGCGGCCGGGGCACGGGGAAUUCCUCUUCACUGGACAUGUGCACUUUGGGGAGGCACAGCUUGGAUGUGCCCCACGCUUCGGUGACUUUCAAAGGAUGUACAGUAAUGCAGAGGAGAAGGGCACAAACCCCUGCGGAAUCAAUGUGGACUGACAGCAGGGCGACAUAGUACUGUUCUCAAAUGAGCCACGGUUUGUGGUCUCAGUUGCUCUGUCAAUACUGAUAGAGGCUGCAGGCUGGUGGCAUGGACCCAGCCUCGUGGUUGAACUGGGAAGGAACACGCUGCUCUGAUCCCAUUAGGUCCCAGCCAAGGACUCCCUGACCCAUUGGAAAUGCUGUAAAAUGCAAACUAAGUUAUUAUAUUUUUUUUAAAGAUG